CGCCAUUCUACAACUGGGCUUGAAUUCUUGUUUUUUUCUAGUCAGGGUUUAUCUGCACAAUAAAUGGGCACCCAUACACCAUAUUUGAAAUGUAUUAGUACAUCCUUUAGCGGCUCGUUCUGGAUUGCAUAAUCUAAACACUGAAUGAAACCUUGUUACAUAGUUGAGGUUUUUUGACGUUUUGACAAGCAUCAUACUAUGUUUCCAGAUUCCUAUUGCAUAAAGCUCACCACGGUGCUGACUUUCAUUAGUCUUUUUCAGUUUCUAUAAAUAUUUCCGGUCUUCGUUAUUAGUGUAUACUAUUAAUUUACUGAAUGUUACCGCGUGUUGAAACUUGAAACAUAUAGGUGCGGAAAUAAAGUAUUGAAGAAGAAAACAACAAAUUUGAAAACGAAAAUUAUUGCACAAAAUGGCCCCAUCAUGUUAGUGGCUCAUUAUCAUAUGUAAUUUUUGGCUCCUCAGACUUGACCAGACUCAAAUAGAUCUCAAGGGAUAGUCCUUGAAAUCAUCAAGAUUGUAACCUGAAGAAGUUAGCAAGAAAGAUGGCUGAAGCAAUUGUAGUCGAUCUUGCUGCUGGUCUGGCCCGAAAGCUAGUUUCACUUGCAACUGAUGAAGUGAUUCAGGUCUGGAAACUUCACGAAGAUUUGGAGACACUGCGUGAGAGAUUUGAACUAAUCGGUGCUCUCUUGCACGAUGCUCAAACCAAGAAUUUAAUCAUGUCUACUGCCAGAAUUUGGUUCAACAAACUUGAAGAUGUGGCUCAGGCAGCUGAAGCUUUUAUGGAUGAACUCGAGUAUGAAGUUACUCGAAGAAAACUGGAGAAUCGUCAUAAGGUAAGAGACUUCUUUGUUCCUUCUAAAAACACCUUAUUAUAUCGUUCCAAAGUGGCUCAUAAGAUCAAGAAUAUCAAUAAUUCCUUUGACAAGAUUUGUAAAUGGGCUACUGAUAUUGGACUUAAGCCAGUAGAGCAUUUGAUAUCUACUGUGCAACACAGUGAGAUACGCUACACCCAACCCUUUGAAGACGAGUCACUGAUUGUCGGAAGAGAUGAUGACAUAUCAUUUCUAGUUAACAUGGUGUGCAACCCAAAUGAUGAGGCUUUACAAGUGAAUGCAAUACUCGGGAUGGGUGGUCAAGGCAAAACAACUCUUGCCCGCAUGGUUUACAAUAGAGAUGCUGUGAUCAACAUGUUUCCGAAGAGGAUGUGGGUCACUGUAUCAGAUGAUUUUGAUUUCAUGAUGAUUUUGAAUCAAAUGGUAGUGUCACUCACUUCGAGGCCUUCUGUACUGGAUAAUGCAGAAGGUCUGAUAAAAAAUCUUCAAGAAAAGCUGAGGGGCGAAAAGUUUUUACUUGUGCUAGAUGAUGUUUGGAAUGAGAAACCAGAAGAAUGGGACAAGUUGAGGAAUUCUUUGCUUGGUAUUCGGGGUGCCAGAGGCAGCAAAAUUUUUGUUACCACUCGUAAGCAGGAAGUGACUGAUGCUAUGCAGUGUUCUGAUCCUUAUCUGGUGACAAAACUAACAGUGGAAGAUAGUUGGGAAUUGUUUAAGCAAAAAGCAUUUUCGAAUGGAGGAGUUUUAGAGACUGAGGCAUUUGUGGCCUUGGGUAAACGAAUGGUAGAAAGAUGUGGAGGUCUGCCUCUGGCAAUUAAAACACUAGGGAGUUUAUUGUACUCAAAGAAGACCGAAGAAGAGUGGUUGCUAAUCCAAAACAGUGAAAUAUGGAAAUCGAAAGGUGUACUGUCUUCCUUGAGGCUGUCAUAUGAUAAUCUACCUUACUCUUCUUUGAAGCGAUGUUUUGCAUAUUGUUCCAUUAUGCCAAAGGAUCAUGACAUUUAUAAAGAUGAAUUGAUACAAAUAUGGAUGGCAUUGGGAUUCCUUCCGGGGGAUAGGACUGUUUUGAUGGAAGACAUUGGAAACGAUUACUUUGACAUCCUGUUGGGAAAUUCUUUGUUACAAGAUGUGGAAAAGGAUGAAUACGGAUAUAUUACCAAGUGCAAGAUGCAUGAUCUUGUGCAUGAUCUUGCACUAGAUGUGUCAAGUAAUUAUUCUACUACUGUAAAUCCAAGUCGUGAUGUUGACAAGGGAUCAAAGGCUACAUAUGUAAGGCUGGAAGGAUUCAAAGAUGUAAAACGAAGUAUGUUUAAGCUACGCUUUGAUACAGUACAAGCACUAUAUACAGAGAUCACUAUAUUUAACUUUGUGUUACCCAAACUCAAGUACUUGAGAGUUUUGGUUUUAGAAUCAUUUUGUAAUGAGGUGCCUGGUUCAAUUGGGAAUUUGAAAUACCUUAAGCAUUUAGAUCUCCUGCGGAUAGAUGUCGAUACUAUCUAUAAACUGCCGAAUCACAUUACAAGACUCUACAACUUGCAGACUCUAAGAAUUUCACAGGAUCGUGAGCUUCCAGAAAACAUCUGCCAACUUACAAACUUGAGACAUCUUGUUAUUGGCUAUCCUGAAAUUAGUUACAUGUUUGUUGGGAUUGAGAGGUUAACUUGUUUGCAAACGCUGCCUCAUUUUGUUGUGAAGAAAAAUCAAAAUUGUCUCGUUGGACAACUAGGAAUGUUAAAAAAUCUUAGAGGUACGCUUAGCCUUUAUGGCCUUAAUGACGUGGAGAAUAUUGAAGAAGCACGUAAAGCAAAGCUGUGUGAAAAGUCCAAUAUUCGACAUUUACUGUUGAAGUGGACGAACAAUGAAGAUGAUAGGGAAGAAGGAGUAUUCAAUGAUGAGGGUGUGUUGGAAGGAUUAGAACCUCACCCGAAUCUGAAAGCAUUGGAAAUUGAAGACUUUAUGGGAAAGAAAUUUGCGUCAUGGAUCCCAACGAUGACCAACAUGGUGAAAAUCGCCGUGAAAUAUUGCAGCAGGUGCGAAGGAUUUCCCCCACUGGGUCACCUUCCUAAACUGAGAGAGAUAUCUAUAGACCGGAUGGAAAAUGUCAAGGUUAUCGGAAAUGAUUUAUGUGGAGGCCAAAGUCUGGCCCAAAAAGCAGUCACAGCAGCACUGUAUCCGUCAAUGACAACACUCAUUUUACGGAGAUUGCCAAAGCUAGAAGAAUGGGUGGAAGACUUUUUGAGUAAAGGGGGUAAAGACCAAAUUGUAUUUCCUAAACUUGAGAGGUUGGAAAUCUUUUAUUGUCCAAGGUUGAGAAAGAUCUUGAAUAGCUGUUUUCCGUCCUUGAAAGAUUUGAGUAUUACAUAUUCGGAGAGCAACCUGAUACUAGAAACUAUGUAUAUGCAUGUUAGCUCACUCACCACUUUACAACUGCGGAAUAUCAGCGACGGAGGAGGAGAUUCAUCAUCCUCUUCUUCUUGUUCAAACUUGGAUUCAAUACUCAAAGUGCUAUUAAAAAAUAAUUCUCUUUCUCUGACCUCAUUAGACCUACUUGACUGCAAGGAUUUGCAGCAUCUCACCCUUGGUGUCUCUCUUGACAGCUUGUCUGUGUAUGAUUGCCCGAAUCUGGUAAGUUUUAAUUUAGUUGAAGGAUUAGCUGGUCUAAAAUCUCUCUCACUAGGGGGGCUCCCCUCGUCUCUUCUAGAUGGAAUAUCUGCCCAAAUUCAGAGUUCCGCACUUAGAUUUUUACGCUUAGGUCCCUUCUCAGAUGAAUUUCCAUGGCCAUUUUCUUCUUCACUAAAUUCAUUCCCUAACCUAGUUUUGCUGUCUCUGCGAGGGCGGGAAAAGGUAAAUUCAAUAGCGCUCUUUGAGAAACUUCAGUUCUCCACCUUCCCCGCCUUGACUAAACUAUCUAUAUCUAAUUUCGGAGGUAUGAAAGCUCUUGUCCUGUCAAUAGAAAAGCUUCCAUGUCUCAACGAGUUACGUAUUCACAGUUGUAAGGAUUUGGAGAGAGUGUUACUGUUUGAUGAAUCUCAUUGCCUGGAAUAUCUAGAGAUAAGUGGGUGUCCAAUUCUGAAAGAAAGAUGUGGAAAAGAGAGUGGGCCAGAAUGGUUCAAGAUUCAACAUAUUCCGGGUAUCAAAUGGGAUAAUGAGUCGUGGAUCAAAGGGUUUCGUCAUCACUAAUGAUCCAAAGAUAUUGCAGGAAAGUGGCCCAGAAAAGUUCAACACUCUCUACAUUCUUAAAUCUUAAUUUUGUAAGUGAUUUAAUGUAAUGCCCUUUUUGACUAGCACCGAUGAACAAUGAGUACGCACUUUGCUCA
Messenger RNA from Daucus carota subsp. sativus, 4147 nucleotides. RefSeq names its product putative disease resistance protein RGA4. The record is from RefSeq and is a predicted model, not a curated record. Gene Ontology annotation, molecular function: ADP binding. Lineage: Eukaryota; Viridiplantae; Streptophyta; Magnoliopsida; Apiales; Apiaceae. The coding region runs from base 543 to 4010 and encodes 1155 amino acids. Gene Ontology annotation, biological process: defense response to other organism. The transcript has 2 exons.